UAUUCUUAAGAAAACCACAGGAAGCCCCUCUCUCUCUCUAUCUCUCUCUCUAAAGCAAAAACCCUCUCAGCCACAAAACCAUGUCGAAACCUCACGCGCCGCCACGGCCUCUCUAUAAGCAACACUCGUGGUCGCCCGAUAUCCACCGCGACGAGGCGUGGCUGAGACGCAAAGGCAGCAAUAAAAAUAGCAGCGGGAUCCGCCGCAAUAAGAGUGUUUCGGACGAUGAUUUGGAAGAGUUGAAGGCUUGCAUAGAACUCGGGUUCGGAUUCGAUUCUCCGGAAGUGGAUCCAAAACUAACGGAUACUAUUCCGGCUUUGGAGUUUUUCUACGCUGUUAAUAAGCAGUACAGUAAUAGCUUGUCGAGGUCUUCGUCUUCUUCGUCGUUAAUGGCUUCUGAUACCGAGAUUGAAAGUCCCAACACCAUUAUUGAUCAAGGUGAGGAUGCUGAGCUGGUGAAGACGAGGCUGAGGCAAUGGGCCCAAGUGGUUGCUUGCGCGGUACGCCAAUCCUCUUCAACAGCAAACGGGACAUGAUUACUGAUUAGAAACAUGUUAUAUAGUACACCACAAAACCACAGUGUUUUGAUUCAUUUUUUUUCUUUCCCAUUAUUUGACAUUCAAUUCUUCUAGUGUGCACAUUGACUUUUUUCUAAUUUUAGUUAUAAAUUCUAUUUUA
This is a messenger RNA of Quercus lobata, 678 nucleotides long. RefSeq names its product membrane insertase, putative (DUF1685). The coding region runs from base 81 to 536 and encodes 151 amino acids. The transcript has 2 exons. The record is from RefSeq and is a predicted model, not a curated record. NCBI's taxonomy places the organism in Eukaryota, Viridiplantae, Streptophyta, Magnoliopsida, Fagales, Fagaceae.